This is a messenger RNA of Rhizopus microsporus ATCC 52813, 1332 nucleotides long. RefSeq names its product MFS general substrate transporter. The coding region runs from base 1 to 1332 and encodes 443 amino acids. Lineage: Eukaryota; Fungi; Mucoromycota; Mucoromycetes; Mucorales; Rhizopodaceae. Gene Ontology annotation, molecular function: transmembrane transporter activity. The record is from RefSeq and is a predicted model, not a curated record. Gene Ontology annotation, biological process: transmembrane transport. The transcript is spliced from 7 exons. Gene Ontology annotation, cellular component: membrane.
AUGGAGCGAGCAACUAGGCUGGAAGAUCGAGAAGCGUGGAAACAAGGAGAAGAACUCGAAGAGAUUUCAUUUAUUUUUAAGACGUACAAGAUACGAUUCUUUGGAUUAACAAUGAUCGCCCUAGCCAACAUUGCCUCGUCUUUAAAUUGGCUUGCAGUUGCUCCCGUACCAGAUUACUCUAAUGCUUACUUUAACAACGCUGGAUUAACGGCCAUCAAUUGGUUUUCAAAUAUCUUUAUGCUUACUUAUAUUGUGGCUGGACCAAUCUCGAGCUGGGCCUAUGAUCAUUGGAGUAUCAAGACAGGCAUUAUCAUUGGUUGCGUUCUUCAAGUUAUUGGCGCUUGGGUUCGAUAUUUCUCAAACUUUGUACAUGAUUCCACUGGGAAACUCGCACUAGCCAUGAUUGGACAAGUGAUCUGUGCCUUCGGUCAACCCUUCAUUCUGAACGUUUGUACACCUUACGCCGCUCUUUGGUUUAGUGCUAAAAGUAGAGGAACAGCUACUAUGGUUGGCGGUAUAGCCAAUGCUAUUGGUAUGGCCAUAGCUGAUGUUAUCAUUCCUGCUAUCGUUACUGAUGCUGAUCAACAGUUUUUAAUUAUAGCAUGUAUCACAACUGGUUUUAUGAUUCCUGUGUUCUUUAUUCCUAAAAAACCCAAGACACCUCCUUCCUACAGCGCAUCUUCCAAAAACAAGUUUGCUCUUACCUUUUGGCAGUCGAUCUAUGAACUUAUUACAAACUACAACUUUGUCAUCGUUUUUAUCGCAUUCGGUGUGCUUUGCGGCAUGGCGUCAACAUUUACCUCUAUCUUGACCCAGAUUGUCGCACCUUAUAAAAUUUCUGUGGACAAUGCAGGUUAUCUUGGAGCUGCUUUCAUCGUAGCUGGUCUUGUAGGUGCAGCUCUCACGGGUAUAUUCAUUGAUAAAACUGGACAGCACAAGAUUGUCAUCAAGAUUUAUGUGCCUAUCAUUGGUGCACUAUAUCUUGCAUUUUACUUUAUUGUUCAAAAGGGUGACUUUGGCGCACUCGUGGCCAUUUGCGUUCUCAUGGGCUUCUUUACUUUCUCCCUCUUACCUGUAGCACUGGAACUUAGUGUUGAGUCAUCAUACCCUAUCAGUGAAUCGAUUUCCAGCUCAAUGUUAUGGAUGUGCUCUCAAGUUUUGGGUCUUGUCUUUUUGGCUGUCAUUGAUGCUCUACGUAAUCCUGAUGGAACUUACACAAGAGGGCUUAUCUUUGUUGUAUGCGUCAUAUUCCCUGUUUCCAUCCUUACUACCAUUUAUAAUAGUCCCAACAAACGACUGGAGUUUGAAGAACGUAACGCUGGAAAACAGUAA